UUCCUCCUUCAUUUGGUCGUCGGUGUUUGUGCGGUGAACAUUGCUGUGCGGUGUACGUAGCACGUGUUAAUAAAUUGAUUACAAGUUUCUCCAAUAAACACAAAAAAGUAAUAAUGGCAGACGCAGCCGUCGAAAAGAAUGAUGUCGCCCCCGAGGAAGUGACCUCGACUGAGGCAGCGAAGGAGUCUCCAGUCAAGAAGUCUCCGGCCAAGAAGGUGGCGGAGCCCGAGAGCAACGGCAAGGAGAAGAACGGCGACGACGCUCCCGAAGACACCCCGGCCGAGAACGGAGAUGCCGAGGAGAGCAACGAUGCCACCGAAAAUGGAGACGCCACAAAUGAAAAGAAAGAUACCGGCGUGAAGAGGAAAUCCGUGGCAGCCGACAACGGAGAAGAGAAAAGCACGCCUGAGAAGAAAGCAAAAGUGUCCGAAGACGCCGCCCCCGCGGAGGAGGAGGCGGCGGCCUAGGCCCCCGGCCGGUUUACUGCAUGCAUCGACCAUUAGGGCUCAACUCUACCUGCCCGACAUAUCCAAUACCACACACAAAGCCAAACCAUAGUUUUAUACAAGUAUGUAUAUUGAUCUGAAUUAACAAAAGAGUUGAGCUCUUUUGCGACCACACCUAAGUUUAGGUUUAUAAUACUAUGUGUAUUACUUACCUGUGAAGUACCUGUAAAUUGUAAAUUUAAUGUUACUGUCAGUGUUGUGACUGUGCAUCGCAGUGGACCGAUCACUCGCGAGUCGGUUUAGGUAUACGCUGUUCGAGUAUCGGUGUCUAUUACGAUAGAUUGUAGAUGGGUUACUGAAUUGAUGGUUUACACGCAUCGGUAUUGGAUAACACAAUUUCGCCAGUAAUAUACUGCCAAAGUAUUCACUCCGAGUGAAAUCAAUUCACCAUCCGUUCUGUGAACGACGCGGUUUAAUAGACAGCUUCCGAAAAACAAGGAUUUUAGAUAAACUAAGAUUAAUUAAAAAGUUUAGAUAAUUAAUUCAGUUGUAAAUUUAAGUUAGCAGUUAAAUGUCGCACAUUGAUAUAUUUCAUAGGCAUAUUUACUUAACCAUUUAAACAUUCCUUUGACAUUUGGUUACGGAUUGCACUGUGAGCCUGUAAGGUAUCCUUUGUGAAUCGAUCGAAGUUUAGGAAGGCCUGGUGCAUGCUAAAACAGCAUUUUCUAAAAGCAAAAUGUAACUCCUAAACGCCUUUCUAUUCCCAAAGAGGUAGGAAGUGGUUCACAUUGUGACACUAAUUUUAAGAUUUUCAAAAUAAAAGUUCAAAGUUGACAAGGUGAUAGUUCAUAUUGACAUAUUAAUUCUGUGUGCUAUUUUGUAUUUCUAUGGACAACUUUAUUUUUCAUAUAUCCUGUUUUUCUAAUUUAUUUUCUUGUUUAUAUGUGAUAGAUAACAAACCUCGAAUGUAAGAUAACACGUCAUGUGGAAAUGAAUCUUAACGUUUAUUUCAAAAACAAACUCGUAACACAUUGUGUUCUUUAUAAGGGAUAAUAAUUAAGAUUUUUGACUAACUUUUCUCUGGAUCGUAACUACUUAACAGUUGAAUUUUUGAUUCGAAAGUACAUUUUAGUAUAGAUAUAGUAGUGUGUACAGUUUUAACACUCUACUUCUUCUCACUUGUGGAGUUAGUGUUUAUAAAACAUUUCUGGCAAUAAAAUAGUCCAAUCGAAAA
Messenger RNA from Ostrinia nubilalis (European corn borer), 1680 nucleotides. RefSeq names its product nucleolin-like. Bases 114 to 467 code for a protein of 117 amino acids. NCBI's taxonomy places the organism in Eukaryota, Metazoa, Arthropoda, Insecta, Lepidoptera, Crambidae. The record is from RefSeq and is a predicted model, not a curated record. The transcript has 3 exons.